Messenger RNA from Acanthamoeba castellanii str. Neff, 1758 nucleotides. Its product is annotated as Protein-tyrosine-phosphatase. Bases 1 to 1758 code for a protein of 585 amino acids. The transcript has 8 exons. NCBI's taxonomy places the organism in Eukaryota, Discosea, Longamoebia, Acanthamoebidae. The record is from RefSeq and is a predicted model, not a curated record.
AUGGCCGCGCGCGACGAACGAUCGGCCCGCGAGUGGGUCGACGCCAUCCGCGACGCCCGCGCGCAGCUCAAGGCCUCAGCCUCACCGCCGUCACUGUCGCCGCCGCUGUCGCCCACAUCGUCAUCUACUUCAUCAUCGUUAUCAUCACCUUCUUCCGCGACCAAGUCAUCGCGCUUCGGUCGUCUCCGCAGAAAGAGCGCAAGCCAAGGGCGCGACACGUCGGCUUCGGGAGCAGCGUCCGGGACCUUCGCUAUUCCUCACAGCUCCGGUGACGAGGGUGGGCUCAUAGCGGGUGAGCAGCUGCUGCACGGGGGUGGCAGCUCGGAGCCCGACGUGCUGUUCGCCCAUCACGCCCUGCGCGAUUGCCGGCGCGGUGCGCUGUGGGUGACCAACUACCGCCUCAUCUUCAUCGCACAGGAGAUGAGCGACUGUGUGCCGUUAGCGAUGGUCAUGAAGGUGGAGCAGGUGCGCCACGCCGAACAAGACUUGCCGGGCUUUGCGCUGAAGUGCAAGGACUUCCGGUCCGUCUCGGUCUUCUUCCUCACCACUGAGCUGCACAAGGCCAUCUCGGCCAUCUUCAAACAGCGCCUGUGUCCCGCCAAGCUAUCGGACCUGUUUGCCUACAAGAACAAGGAGAGCUUUGCCGCGGCGCCGGUCAACGCGUCCGGCUUCUGCGUCUACGACGCGGCGGCGGAGUUCAAACGGCAGCAGACGCCCGACAAGCAGUGGCGCAUCACUAGACUCAACCGCGACUUCCGCUACCCGCGCUUCCCCAACCUCUUCGUCGUUCCCGCGGCCAUCACCGAUGACACGAUCACGCAGUUUUGGAAGUCAUCGCACAAGUGGCAGCAGUUGACGUUGUCCCUGUGCUGGCGCAGCCGCGAUGCCUCUGGCGGCGCGUCGCUCCUCCGCGCGUUCCCGGUGCUGGUCGACGAGGACCAGGGCUCGGGCGGCCUGGCCGACACCGACAGUCUGUGGAUGGCCGGCGGGCUCAAGGAGGAGGAGGGCAAGCCGCUCUACAUGCUCCAGCACGUGCUGCUCCUGCACCCGCGCACCGACGAGGUCCACGUCUUCAACACCGCCGGUAGCCGGAAAAAAGCCAGCAGCAGCGAGCCCGAGCGCGACGGCAAAACGAUUGAACUUAGUGACGGCAAGCGGAUACGAAUGCGCAAGGCGGUGCUGAUGUCGCCGUCGGCGGUGGACGAGAGCCUGGGCAAGCUGAGCGAUCUGGUGUCGACUUUUGACGCGCGGCUGUUCUCGUCGUCGGCCGCAGACGGCGGCGAUGGGCGGGCGCAGGAGUGGCGACGCUCGAUGGACACCACCACCCUGUGGCUCACCGGCCUUCGUCGUCUGUUGGCGGCCACGGCCAACGUUGUCAAACAAUUGCUACUCGGCACCCCGGUGGUGGUCACCAAUCGCGACGGGGGCGAGUCCGUGCCGCAGGUGGUGAGCCUCGCGCAGGUGGUGCCCAAGACCCCGUGGCAGGAGUCGAAGCUGCUGCUACCGCUGUUGGUGACCCACUUCGUCGGCUUUGUUGUCCUGCGGCUGGGCUACCUCUCGCUGCUGGGCUAUCACCUCCUGGUCGAGGCCUGGGCCGCCCACCAGCCUCUCGCCUCCGGGCUCAUCACCACCGCCUGCGCCGUCAUGUUCAGCCUCUACCACCUGCUCCUCGGCUGGGGGCUCUUCAGCUUCAUCCGCGCCGGCGGCUGCCCGCCCAGCCCGCCGGCGGCCACGCCCACCAAGCCAGCACAGGACUGA